Molecule: messenger RNA, 2808 nt
Organism: Seriola dumerili (greater amberjack)
Lineage: Eukaryota; Metazoa; Chordata; Actinopteri; Carangiformes; Carangidae
Gene: anapc7
Product: anaphase promoting complex subunit 7
Exons: 11
Coding region: 83-1780 (565 amino acids)
Biological process (GO): cell division
Molecular function (GO): protein binding
Source: RefSeq, a predicted model, not a curated record
AGCUAGGUAGCCUUAGCUGUUUACAAGCCCAAACUUUUAACUUCCGACAGAAACCUAAAGCAAGCCCUCAACUCAACUGAAAAUGAAUGUAAUAGAUCAUGUACGGGAUAUGGCUGCCGCUGGCCUCCACUCCAAUGUCCGGAUAUUGAGCAGUUUGUUGCUGACGAUGAGUAAUAACAAUCCAGAGCUGUUCUCACCGGCCCAGAAGUACCAGUUGUUGGUUUACCACGCUGAUGCCAUAUUUCAUGAUAAGGAAUAUCGUAAUGCUGCCUGCAAAUACAGCAUGGCACUGCAACAGAAGAAGGUGCUGAGCAAAACAUCUAAAGUUCGUACAUCUACUGGUGGAGCAGCAUCUAACAUCCAGGCACAGAGUUUGCCAUCAGAAAUUGAGGUUAAGUACAAGAUAGCUGAAUGCUACACCAUCUUGAAACUGGACAAAGAUGCCAUUGCAGUGCUUGAUGGGAUUCCAUCCAGACAGAGGACUCCAAAGAUCAACAUGAUGUUAGCUAACCUGUACAGGAAGGCCGGUCAGGAGCGUUCUGCUGUGACAAGCUACAAAGAGGUUCUCAGACAGUGUCCCCUCGCCCUGGAUGCAAUCAUUGGUCUUCUUUCUCUAUCAGUCAAAGGAGCUGAAGUGGCAUCCAUGACUAUGGAUGUGAUCCAGAGUAUCCCCAACCUGGACUGGCUCUCUGUUUGGAUCAAAGCUUAUGCCUUCAUACAUGCAGGGGACAAUCAAAGAGCCAUCAACACCAUUUGCUCUCUGGAGAAGAAGUCUCUCCUGCGGGACAACGUGGACCUCCUGGUGAGCCUGGCAGAUGUCUACUUCAGGGCAGGGGACACCAAAAACGCCAUCCUCAAAUUUGAACAAGCCCAGAUGCUGGACCCAUAUCUCAUCAAAGGGAUGGAUGUUUACGGCUACCUGAUGGCCCGUGAGGGACACCUGGAGGACGUCGAGGUGUUGGGAGGACGAUUAUUUAAUAUUUCAGACCAGCAUGCUGAACCUUGGGUGAUCUCUGGCUGUCACAGCUUUUAUAGCAAGCGUUACUCCAGAGCCCUCUACCUGGGAGCCAAGGCCAUCCAGCUGAACAGCAACAGUGUGCAGGCUCUCCUCCUGAAGGGGGCGGCAUUGAGGAACAUGGGUCGUGUUCAAGAAGCCAUCAUCCAUUUCAGAGAGGCCAUGCGUUUGGCACCCUGCCGACUCGACUGCUAUGAAGGUCUGAUCGACUGUUACUUGGCAUCCAAUGGGAUUCGAGAGGCUAUGGGGAUGGCGAAUAACAUCUAUAAGACUCUGGGGGCCAAUGCACAGACUCUGACCAUCCUUGCCACUGUGUGCCUGGAAGAUCCUGUGACUCAGGAGAAAGCCAAGACCCUGCUGGACAAAGCACUGGCCCAGAGGCCUGACUACACCAAGGCUGUGGUCAAAAAGGCUGAACUGCUGAGUCGGGAACAGAAAUAUGAAGAAGGGAUUGCUCUUCUCCGGAAUGCCCUGGCCAAUCAGAGUGAUUGUGUCCUGCACAGAAUGCUGGGAGAUUUUCUGGUGGCUGUCAAUGAUUACCAAGAAGCCAUGGAUCAAUACAGCAUAGCAUUAAGCCUGGAUCCCAAUGACCAGAAGUCUUUAGAAGGCAUGCAGAAGAUGGAGAAGGAGGAGAGUCCAACAGACGCCACGGUGGAGCUGGACGGUGACGACAUGGAGGGCAGCGGAGAGGACGGAGACCUGGAGGGCAGCGACAGUGAAGCCGCGCAGUGGGCCGAUCAGGAACAGUGGUUUGGGAUGCAGUGACCCCGGGACGCUGAGGGACUCUCGGUCAGUACCACCUUCUAACACGCUGCAGCCUGUGGGAAGCAUUCAGCCAUCAGGGUGGUCAAACAGAAGAAGGGGCCGUACUGCUCCGCACACCUCACAUGAUCACAAAGGGUCACACCAAGUGACUGACGAUGCCAACUUUAGCGACGAUGCAGCUGAGACUGAUGCCCUGGUUUGCAGAACAGCUGCAGGAGGACUUCAGUGCAGCUUAGUGCAGAACUCCAGCCAUUUUUGACCUGAUGUUUUCCCAUUAUAAUGAGUCUUAUCAGCCACUUCACUGUGGAGCUGUUCAGUACAGAACCAGCAGAUACUCAAGCCCAGUGUAAAUCAAGAUGUGUUGUUCAGUAACUUCUUGCUCACACUGUAGUAACGUGUUUGUGACAAUGAAGUAAUAUUUCUGAUGCUACUUUUGCUGUUUCUUUGUUUCAUCUUUGCUGCCAGUCAGUGCUUCUCUGAAUGAAUGGACCACUGGUCCGGGUAAUGCAACUAAAGUACAACUUCAAACUGAAUAUAGUUGCUACAAAGUGUAUCAAUAAAAACCCGCUUUGGAGUGUUUCCAGGCAACUGGUGUGAUGGGAAAUUUUGUUUAGGCCACAAAUAGCUGGGGUUGUCCAUGGCGUGUGUUGGAGAAGGGACUGGCAGAGAUUUUUAAUUUGUGUUUUGUUUGAGCCUGACACUCACAGAGGAAGUUUGCCACAGAGGAAGCAAAGUGUUAACAUCAAAUUAUCACAACUUUGUCUCUGGCAGGUAAACAGGUCUGUGAUAAAGUGGCCGCGUACCAUUUAUCUGCUGCUCUUUUAAAAUGUAACAAUUUUUUUUUUUUUUAGUUUUGUGUCAUGUACAUGUGUUAUGUUGUUUCUUGAGUCUGCCUUUCUGUAUCAAAAUAUAACUCAAUGAUUGGCUCAUUUUUAAGUUGAGAAGUGUUACAUAACCAUUUCAGGACAAAUGUUUAUAGUAUUUUGUACAUAUUUUUAAAAUGUAAAUUAAAACUAUUAAACACUCAC